Molecule: messenger RNA, 1302 nt
Organism: Triticum aestivum (bread wheat)
Lineage: Eukaryota; Viridiplantae; Streptophyta; Magnoliopsida; Poales; Poaceae
Exons: 2
Coding region: 202-579 (125 amino acids)
Source: RefSeq, a predicted model, not a curated record
CCCCUCCCUCACACACACUCGCCCACAUCCCUCCUCUCUGACGCACGCUCGCCCGCAUCGCCGGCGCCGCCUCUCCCCGAGCUUCUCCCUCGCCCUCUCUCGCCCGCGCUGCCUCUCCCCGAGCUUCUCCCUCGCGUGCGUCGUCAGCGCCCUCUCCCUCGCGCGCAUCGCCGGCGCUCUACAGCAACUCCAUCGUUAAAAAUGCGAUUUUCCCCCCUCCGGCUCUCUGACCUGCAGUGGCGGUGCUCGAUCUGCGGCGUGGACUAUCAAGACGGCGCGACGGAGCUGCUUCUGCUGGUUGCCGGCCCGGAGCUGCUGCUGCCGGUCGUCCGCCCGGAUCUGCUGCUUCAGGCGAUGCCCACAUCGCCGUUACCCUCCCGCUCCUCUUCCUCCUCAGCAUCAACGGCGGGGGUGCUGGGAGGGGGAGGGGCGGAUGGGCCCUUCUUCGAGCCGUACAACCAUCGCAGAGCAGAGCAGGAAGCUCGUCUCCGAGGUUCUUCGUUGCCUUCUUCAGGUGGAGUGAAAUUGAGAUCUGGGACUAUCAUGCUUGAAAUUGGGCCAACGAGCUGCUGCUGUUGAUGUUGAGGAUCUGCUUCUUCCUUGUUGUUGAAGAUCUGCUGAUGUUGUUGGUGAGGAGCUGGACCAUCAAAGGUGCUGGACGAGGAGCUGGGCCGGCUUUUGGCGAGAAGCCAACAAGGAUCGCCGAUCCUGGAGGUUGUGGAAUACGCAGAUCCUGGGCAAGGAGCAGCGAGGUGUUGGGCGAGGAGUUAUGCCGGCUUCCGAGCUCAACUUCUCCUGGCCUUCUCCCCUGGCUCCACUGGCUCAAGGCUAGCUGCACCUUGCCGACGACGCGGGGAAGAAGGGAGGCAGUGCUGGCGAGGUGCGCUGGGGCUGGUGGCCGGCGGCCGGCGAGGUGUGGUCCUGGGGCCGGCGGUGACCAGGAAUCUGGGCGGCGAUGAGGACGAGAUCCUGGGCGGCGAUGAGCGGGAGAUCCUGGGCGGAGAAGUUGGGUGCCAGGUGAGCAGCGAAGAGAUCUUGGGCGCGAGGUGGGCAGCGACGCGCUGGACGAGGAGAAGCCGGGUGCGAGGUGGGCGACGACGCACUGGGCGAGGAGAAGCCGGGCGCGAGGUGGGCGACGAUGCGCUGGGCGAGGCGAUUCCGAUAUUUUUUGAAUUUCAAUUGAUCGAUUGGAAGGGGUAUUGUUGUCCAUUACCCUUUUUUUGGGGCUGUCGGAAAUUUUCUUCCGCGCCUUACAAAAGUGAACGGAGGGAGUAUUAAAAUAUGCAUACUAGUUUUUAUCAA